CUGAACACCCGCACGGCUUGCGAGGCGGUCUCCUCUCCAGUUGACGCCGACCGGACAGACCGUCCACUUUCACGCCCCAGUCUGAGCGCACCCCUCCAGACUACAGGCAUGGCGGCUAUCGAGGCUCGGGAAUGCGAAACAGAAGGCUGUAGCAUCGAGGCCAAACUUCAGUGCCCAACCUGUAUCAAGCUCGGGAUACAAGGCUCCUACUUCUGCUCUCAGGAGUGCUUCAAAGGAAGCUGGGCCACUCACAAGCAGCUGCACAAAAAAGCAAAGGAAGAUAAGAACCAGCAUGAGGCACAGAACUGUUUGGAGAAUGACACCAACACAGACCCAUGGCCUGGUUAUCGCUAUACAGGCAAACUACGCCCUCAUUACCCACUUAUUGCAAAGAGGCCUGUCCCCAGCGACAUCCAAAGACCUGACUAUGCUGACCAUCCACUAGCAGCAGAAGUGGGUCUUAUGGCAGGCAUGUCUGAGUCUGAGCAAUCUUUGAAGGGUACUUCACAGAUCAAGAUCCUUUCUGCCGAUGACAUCGAAGGAAUGAGAGUUGUGUGUAAGCUUGCCCGUGAGGUGCUUGAUAUCGCUGCCCUCAUGGUAAAACCUGGCAUGACCACUGAGGAGAUUGACCAUGCUGUGCACCUGGCCUGCACGGCUAGAAACUGUUACCCCUCCCCUCUCAACUACUACAACUUCCCCAAGUCCUGCUGCACAUCAGUCAACGAGGUCAUCUGCCAUGGCAUACCAGACAGAAGACCACUGGUGGAUGGGGAUAUCCUCAACGUUGAUAUUACUGUUUACCACAAUGGAUACCAUGGUGACCUUAAUGAGACAUUCUUUGUUGGAGAAGCAGAUGAAGGGGCAAAAAAGCUUGUCCAGACAACCUUUGAAUGCCUUAUGCAAGCCAUUGACUCUGUGAAGCCUGGUAUCCGCUACAGGGAGCUUGGUAACAUCAUCCAGAAACAUGCCCAGGCUAAUGGCUUCUCUGUGGUGCGUAGCUACUGUGGCCAUGGCAUCCACAAACUGUUCCACACUGCCCCUAAUGUGCCACACUAUGCUAAAAACAAAGCAGUUGGAGUAAUGAAGCCUGGUCAUGUAUUCACCAUCGAACCCAUGAUCUGUGAAGGUGGUUGGCAGGAUGAGACGUGGCCGGACGGCUGGACAGCAGUGACUAGAGACGGGAAGCGUUCGGCCCAGUUUGAACACACCCUGCUUGUUACCGAGACAGGCUGUGAAAUUUUGACACGCCGACAGGACGACAAUGGACGUCCCCACUUCCUCAACCAAAUCUAAACCGGGCGGGUACAGACAUAAAUUGACUGUUUCACAGGAUGCUCUCUCUUUGCCCCCUCCCCCCAUCCCCCAUUAUAUCGCACACAUACACAAACAAACACCUCUAAUCUGAGGAACCACACCCUUUGAGACCGGCCCGCUGCUGCCUAGGUCUCAGUGUUGAAGUGUGUUUUGUGUCGUUCUCCAAGCAUAACAGAAAGAAUAGAUCUGAUAUCGGCUGUGUGGAUUUCUUUUAUCAAGGCUGUUUUAAAAAAAAUAGUUUUAUCAGAAGAUGAUAAAAAAGGAAAAAUAAAUGAGAGAAGGUAUUUCUGAGGUGUAGCUUUGUGCAGUUGCAUGCUGAAUUCUUACCUUGACUGUGAGUUUGGAUUCUGUCAUAUGACUGCAGAGGUGUGGAAAGGGUCAUGUUUUAGUUUGACCCAAUGACCACUAAACAUGUGCCACCUUAAUGCGUUGCCUGAUUGACAACAAGACAGCUGGACUCCUAUAGACAGGCCUGAUGGGCCAGGAUAUAGAGGACGUUAAGCUCUGUGUAAUGUUUUGCUGAAGUGUGUAGUGCAGGUCUAUUCAAAUUUGGCCCUGAGGUCCGCUGCACUGGUUUUCUUUUCUCUGUAGGAGUGAACUAGUGGAUUCAUGUUCACUGGUUGACCGGAGUCCCCUAUCUGGCGUCCUCAGCGCUGCAGACCCUGGGGCCUGCAUUGCAAUUGGCCUGGUGUUACGCGUUGAGCCUUAAUCUGUGUGAAUUAAGAAUGAACAUGCUGGAUGAUGUCCUGGCAGCAUGUCUGGUAUUCCUAAGUCCAGUCUAUCACUAUUUACAUUGAUAUGCUGUCUACUUACUGGCGCCAGCAACACGCUUGCGUCUCCAAUUAUUUUAUUUUUACAGUCCAAUCUUUCCAUAGACUCUCUACAACCUUUUUUUUCUUUGAUGAUAGAGUAAUAAACAGCUGUUGUGUAGUUGGUGUUUGUGUAUGCUUUUGUGUUUGUGUGAGGACUGUAUAAAUACCAAAGGCUCAAACAGAAGUUUGGGUUUACUACAGACCUGUGAAUUAAUAUCAUUUUCCAGAAUACUGUAUUAUUAAAUGGUUAUAACCAUGA
Messenger RNA from Esox lucius (northern pike), 2385 nucleotides. It is a transcript of the gene metap1, whose product is annotated as methionyl aminopeptidase 1. Bases 109 to 1293 code for a protein of 394 amino acids. The transcript has 12 exons. Gene Ontology annotation, biological process: proteolysis. The record is from RefSeq and is a predicted model, not a curated record. Lineage: Eukaryota; Metazoa; Chordata; Actinopteri; Esociformes; Esocidae. Gene Ontology annotation, molecular function: metalloaminopeptidase activity.